AUGGUGACCAAUUUGGAGAUAUUGUCAAAAGAGAUGAUUAAACCAUCAUCUCCAACACCCCAUCACCUUAGAAACCUCCAAUUAUCCUUGCUAGACCAAAUUACACCAUCUGCUUACAUCCCUCUUAUUUUCUUCUACAAUGCUAACCAGUUGCAAUCUAGAGGGCUUACCAGUGAGAUAUCUUCAGUUGAUUGCAAUGAUUCUGGUGCACUGUUUGUUGAAGAUCAAGUUCAUACUACCCUCUCGGAGGUUAUAGAAAAACCCAUCAUGGAGGAACUCAAACAAUUUGUUCCUCUUGAGUCAAAUGCCAGAAGUGCCAUAGAUAAGCCCAAAACAGUACUUCUUGCCGUUCAAAUCACUUUCUUUGAUUGUGGAGGCGUAGCUAUAGGAGUGCAAAUUUCGCACAAAAUUGCCGAUGGCACGUCCUUGGUUACAUUCUUGAAUUCAUGGGCAGCAAGCUGCCGCGGAGAUGAUGAACAUAUGUUACCACCUGCUUUUGAGUGGGCGAAACUUUUUCCUCCAAUAGAUAUGUCAUGUUUUGGUUUCAAACUACCCACAGCCAAGACGAAAGAAAAGAUUGUGACUGAACGCUUUGUGUUUGACAAGGAAAAGCUUGCAAAACUUAAACAAGCUGCUGCUUCUAUUCCUGGAUCAAAAGGAAACUAUCCUACCCAAGUGAAGGCUGUUUCAGCUUUCAUUUGGAGCAAUUUCAGAACGGCAUCCAAUUCUAAGAAGAUGGUUACAGCAUCCCCGACUUCCUCUCACUAA
Molecule: messenger RNA, 768 nt
Organism: Coffea eugenioides
Lineage: Eukaryota; Viridiplantae; Streptophyta; Magnoliopsida; Gentianales; Rubiaceae
Product: vinorine synthase-like
Exons: 2
Coding region: 1-768 (255 amino acids)
Source: RefSeq, a predicted model, not a curated record